This is a messenger RNA of Penicillium arizonense, 1464 nucleotides long. RefSeq lists its product as uncharacterized. The record is from RefSeq and is a predicted model, not a curated record. The coding region runs from base 1 to 1464 and encodes 487 amino acids. The transcript is spliced from 3 exons. NCBI's taxonomy places the organism in Eukaryota, Fungi, Ascomycota, Eurotiomycetes, Eurotiales, Aspergillaceae.
AUGGCCUCCACUGCCAGCAAGAUCCCUAAGGCGGGCAAAGCUAGCCAGGCCAACCCACCUCCACCGGGCAAAAAACGCCCCACCAGCCGCGACGGGAACCAGAAGCCCUCCAAAGUUCCCAAGACAUCCUCUGGACCAGACCAGCCCGGGGAUCCCAGCAACUUUGGCACAUUUGUACGGACCAAUCUGACCGAGACCCGGCUAGCCGGCUAUCUCGGCUUUGACUGCACCAGCCAGCUGCGAGCCUUUCUGCUGACAUGGCCCGUCCUUGAUGCCGUGGUGACGUUUCACCAGAACACAACAAAUCAUUUCAAUGGGGUAAUGGAGAUGAUUCUCAAUCAUGAGGAAGUACUGGCCGCCGAAAUCCUCAACCCCCAGGCCGGCGAGCAAGGAGACGAGGCCGACGAGGAAGAAGACUCUCUUGAGGGAGAGAAGGCAGCCACCAAGCGCGUCAUCGCCAAAUCUCUCCUCAAGCUUGAAAUAGCUAUUCGCGAGAUGGGAACGAACGAUCCUGCAGAGAAUCGCAUUCAAUUUGACCGGGCGACGGCUGAAUUCAAAAAGAUAUUCCAUAAAGACGUUCCGGAAGAAGUUGCAAACCUGCCCAUCGUCCUCCCUGCUCUGGGCCCACUUGAAAACGAGACCCGCAUGGAAUCAAUCAACAGAUGCUUGCAGCUGACCCGUCAUUUUCUCCAUGACAUCCAGUUUCAGGGCAAAACUAAGCGCACGUCCAAGAGCAACCCAAAGGGCACUGCAAAAGGCAAACCCACCUGGCGGUUAAGAUUCGCGACCUUGGGUAGAGUUACACGCAAAGCAGAAGUCCCAGUGGCCAGCAUUCCAUCGUUUAUGCGAUGGGUCGAGAGCGAACCGAUCACUCAGGACCAGCUCGCCAAGCAGGUUGCGGAAAGACUGGAUGAAAGUCCGCUGUUGUCCAGAGUUGACAUGAAAAUUGUGUGGGACAAAGAGAUUCUCACCGAUGACAGAGACUUUUUGAUCUCUGAGUUGAAGAAGGUGAAGGCAAAGGAUAUGCCGAGCGAGUAUUUCAGCAAACCCAGCCAUGAUAUACGACUUUUUACCUCCAAAAGACAGCUUCGUCAAAUGCUGCGCCAGAUGUUCCUAUGUCCCCCUGUGCGGCUCGAUCCUUGUGUGAUGAAACUGAUUGGAAAGGGGGCAAAGCGUCACCUGAGUGUCAACAUCAACCGGGAAAGGUGGGACUCGGUUGUAGCAGAACUCAAGAAUCCCGCAUAUUCGGAGUUCGAGCUCACAGUCCAAUUUGAUGCAUGGAAUGAAGCAUCUGGGGAAGACUACCCAGAGGACAUUGUUCUGUUGCCCGAGCUUGAAUAUCUCAUUACGGACGACUCUGCUGAGCCUGAUGUUUCUGGUACCUUACACUCUGAUGAGGAACAGUCGCUUGCAGCCUCGGCAAUUUCAGGGAUGAUCUUCUCGGGAAGGGUUUCGAUUAGAUAA